AUGACGUCCUUUAAAAUUCCGUCGGACUUCUUGAGGGGCGAGUGUCCUAAGGCCUGUCUUCGCCGUUUGUACUUCACCCAGACGUCGCCGCCCAUCCCAGCCUUCAAAGACCACUUUGCCGCGACGGUGGACAAUCUUCUUACAGCAAACGAAUGCCGGGAUCUGCUUCGACUGGCGAAAGAAUCGACCGUCCAGACGAACAAAAGAUCGACCGCGCCGAUAUGGGACCGCGCAAUGGUGAACGUGGGCAACGGCCAACAGACCAUGUUGAUCGACACGCGGAACUGCGGACGCAUCCUGUGA
Molecule: messenger RNA, 303 nt
Organism: Aspergillus melleus
Lineage: Eukaryota; Fungi; Ascomycota; Eurotiomycetes; Eurotiales; Aspergillaceae
Exons: 1
Coding region: 1-303 (100 amino acids)
Source: RefSeq, a predicted model, not a curated record